UCUCUCUCUCUAUAAAACCUCUCUGAAUCUUUCUUUUUCAUUUACCAAAAGCGCACGAACACUGAAAAAACAGAGAGGAACACAUACUCUUUCAGACAUGGCAUUGGAGAAAUCGUUGGAAAGUCACGAGUUGUUAGUACCCGAACAGAGCUCGGCCAUGACUAAGAGAGGCGCCUAUUCUGCUAUUUCCUACAUGGCUUGCGCAGUUCUCUUGGUACUCUUCAACAAAGCAGCCAUUUCCUCUUACGAUUUCCCAUGUGCCAAUGUCAUCACACUUCUUCAGAUGACGAGCUCGUGUCUACUUCUAUAUGCAUUGAGACAUUGGAAGAUCAUAUCUUUCAAACAUGUUGAAUCAGAGGAAGAGAGUAUCUCUAGUAACCCGGCAACUCUUGUAUCGCUCGAGACAUUGAUUCACACCCUUCCUCUUUCAUUUUCAUAUUUGCUUUACAUGGUGGUAUCUAUGGAAUCCAUGCGUGGUAUUAGUGUUCCGAUGUACACCACCCUUAGACGGACAACCGUUGCUUUUACGAUGGUCAUGGAGUAUAUUUUCGUAGGACAAAAACAUUCUCUUUCCGUCGUUUGCAGUGUGGCGAUAAUUAUACUCGGUGCACUGGUAGCAGGAGCUCGGGACUUGUCAUAUGACUCCUACAGCUAUGCUGUUGUUUUCAUAUCAAACAUCUGUACAGCAGUAUAUCUUGCUUCUGUAGCUCGCGUUGGAAAAUCAAGUGGCCUCAAUAGCUUUGGCCUUAUGUGGUGUAACGGAUUACUCUGUGGGCCAAUCUUGCUAUGCUGGACUUUUAUCAGAGGUGACCUAGAGUUGACAAUGAACUUCCCUUAUUUACUCUUCCCCGGCUUUCAGGUGGUGAUGCUUCUCUCUUGCAUACUGGCUUUCUUGUUGAAUUACAGCGUGUUCUUAAAUACAACUCUAAAUUCAGCACUGACGCAGACUGUCUGUGGUAACUUGAAGGAUCUAUUUACAAUUGGCAUUGGCUGGCUGCUGUUUGGGGGGCUUCCCUUCGAUUCGUUGAAUGUCGCUGGCCAAUCUCUUGGUUUUCUCGGGUCGUGUUUAUAUGCCUAUUGUAAACUUAGAGGGAAGUAAGCAUAAGAAUGACACAGCGAUAACACCCUAUGGGCGUAAGUUACUCUGAGAGAUGGACAUUACCGCCUUCAUCAGCUGAAAAAUUUUGGUUAUAAAAUUAUAAGAACUUGGGAGAAAUUAUGUUUGUUUUAAAGAUUACAUGGUUGAUUAUAUUUCUAAGAUCACUUAUGUAGACUUUCAAUGUGUGACGGGUAUUAGUCAUUUCUUGAGAAUUUUUUCCCUUUAUUGAAGAUAAUUCAGUUUUGUUUGUUUUGGAUAUUUGGAAGAAUUUAGC
Rhododendron vialii is the source of this 1373-nucleotide messenger RNA. RefSeq names its product UDP-N-acetylglucosamine transporter UGNT1-like. The transcript has 10 exons. Lineage: Eukaryota; Viridiplantae; Streptophyta; Magnoliopsida; Ericales; Ericaceae. Gene Ontology annotation, molecular function: antiporter activity; GDP-fucose transmembrane transporter activity. The record is from RefSeq and is a predicted model, not a curated record. Bases 98 to 1099 code for a protein of 333 amino acids. Gene Ontology annotation, cellular component: Golgi apparatus.